Molecule: messenger RNA, 2592 nt
Organism: Bactrocera latifrons
Lineage: Eukaryota; Metazoa; Arthropoda; Insecta; Diptera; Tephritidae
Exons: 7
Coding region: 420-2168 (582 amino acids)
Source: RefSeq, a predicted model, not a curated record
UUUGGUUAAAAAUAAACAUUUAAUCAAUAGUGUUUAUAAUAAUAUUAAUAAUAUAAUAAAUCGCGGGAUAUUUAAUAGUUAUUACUGAAAAUACUGCGGUUUGCCGUUUUGUGCGUUUAAAUAUAAGAAAGAUUAGUGCAAUCAGUGCGUAUAUGUAUACUACAUAUAAAAAUUGCGCUGGUAGAUUGGUGUAAUUGUACUUGAGCGAGUUAGAAGCGCUCCAUCUCGCUCUAGCUUAGGUUCCUGAAAAUAAAAUUUAUCGCGUUAUGUUUUGAUCGCUCGAAUCGUUUAGAAUAUAAUACCUGUAAUGUUUUAAUUUUCAGACAGAAGCAAUUAACUUAAAAUUGUAUGAAAAAUUAAACACAUUUCAUUGUAUUGAAAAUCAGUUAAAUUGUUCUGCAUGUAAAAAGCAGUUUGAAAUGUAUCAACACAUUCAAUUACGAAGAUCAUCAAAUUGGUCUUCUAAAGCCAUUUCCCAAAAAGUGAACGCAUCAAAUGUGUUUAAAGAAAAAGAAGUUAUUGAAAUCUACGAUGACGAUGAUGUGCUGGUUUUAAAGGAGCUGUCUAAUAAAAUGGAUGAACUUGAAGAAGUAAUAUUGGUUGAGGAUGAUGACGCUUUAAGUUUACCACAAUUAAGUAAUGAGAGUUGGGACGAUUUCGUGGAUGAAUUAACAAAAAAAUACGAAUAUGACGCGCUUCAAACAACUUCCGUACCUCAGACCACUACAGCAAAGAGAAAAUUCCAUAUUUCUGCUCGUAAUCUAUCACGAGCACAACGAGGUUAUGCCGCAACUAGAGAUGAUAGUGUGAUCAGUAUCAGUAGCGACGAAGAUGAACAAUCUAGUACAGUUCUACCUUCAGAGCAAACACAUUCUUCGCGUAAGGAUUUCUCUUCAAUGACACAAGUACCAUCGGCUACUAAUAGCUGCACCUCUCCAUCGCAGUGCGAGUUGUUAACAUCAGUGGUGAACGAAGGUAUUAAGAGUUUAGAAGAAGAAAAUAAAUUGGACAGUGGUCAGCCAAUUGAGCAUAUCGCAACAGCAGCUAUCGAAAGAGUAAAUAAUGAAACAACUCAAAGUACUGAGCCCAAUUUAACGCUGCUUGCGGCGGACACGCAAAACCCAAUAGAGCACAAUGUCAUGACUGAAACAAAUAGCAGUACUACCUGCACAGAUAAUAUAACAUUAUCAGAGUCUUUGCGGAGCAAGGCCCCUAGUCUGAGCAAGCAUAAAGGGUUGUCUGGAAUUAACAAAAAGUACCAUGACAUUAAACGUAGAACGUAUAAAUUGACAUUUCAUCAAAUUUUACAAAUCUUCGACAUUGAAGGGGCGGCCCUAUCAGCUAUAGGUGCAGUACCUGGUGAACCUAUAGAUUUGGACUUUCCAGAUUUUGAUAUGAGAGAGUUUGUUAAAAUAGUCAAAAAUUACCAAGAGACAGAGUCCGUAGAUGAUGUGAGACACUUAUGGACGCAGAUUAAAAGUUGGUUAAGCGCCAUGAAACCAGCAUAUGGUACCACUACAAAUUACACGAAAUAUCACAAAAAGCUAAAUUGGUACUUAUCUGAGUUAAUGGCACAAUAUAUUAAAUUCGAAAUAGAGCACAGCAUACAAAACGAAAACUACUAUAAAUUGAAAAUGGAGGCGUUGAUGCAUACCGUAUCCUCCUUGCUGAAUGAUGAUGUUAAUUUGAAAAUUUUAACUUUGCUGCGCACAAAUUUCCCCGACAGGCCCAGCAACUUUCUAGAUGAUCUCUUCAAGAAAUUCUUAACCCACCCGAAAGUGCGUUUGGAAAAUAAUGACUACGGUAUUUAUCGGUUGAAAGUCUUAGCUUUUCAAAAAUGGAUGCACUAUUCAAAUAGAAAAAAAGAAGAUAUAGUGGAUAUUGCGAUUAAAGAGGGUUCUGCUUAUCUACCAAGGCUGGUACCAAAAAAUACAGAAGAUCCAUUCUAUAGAGUUGAUUACAAUGUUCAGCUAAUUGAUGAUUACGAUAAGCAAGGCACAAGAAAAAUAUUGGCGGAGAACGUUAGCAUUGAUGUACUAAAAAAUACAAUUAAUAAUUAUCUGCUGGUGUACGAAAGGCAACUAUUUGAUGAUAUCGUUUAUAGAUUAUCGCGUCGUCAAUGUUUGGAGCACUUGCUAACUCGAUACCAAUUAUCAUACACGAAUUAAUUAAGCAUAAAGUAUUUCAAAAAAUCUUAAAUUUUUUUCCUUAGUUGAACGUCGUUUCGUAUUGAAACAAUGUAAAAAUUGGUAAAUUUUUUUUUUUUUUGUUUACAUAUUUUGCUUUACCUCAAAUGUCUAAGUAGCCAUUUAUAUAUUCAUGAAGAGUUUUUGUAAUACAAAAAGUAAAUAUUAUUUUUAUGGAAACGGUUAUCAUAUUCAAUGAUAUAUGGUUGUAACGCUUUAAGUUUACGCGUGUGAAAAAAUAUUUUUUACUAUCCAUCGUAAAUUGAAUUGAAAAAUUACUUCAACGUUUUCAAAUCCCUUGACGUCGUGAGCCGCCAACCGCCGAAGUUCUCUAUAGCAAAUGUUUGAAUAUAAAAAAGUUGGGUUAAAAAAACAAUUAAAAAAUAAUUUUUAUAAUUUCAAAUUU